Molecule: messenger RNA, 1638 nt
Organism: Onthophagus taurus
Lineage: Eukaryota; Metazoa; Arthropoda; Insecta; Coleoptera; Scarabaeidae
Source: RefSeq, a predicted model, not a curated record
AUGUGCCUUAUUAAUGAACCCGCGCAAUUACUUAAGAACUUAUUAGUUACCAACGACAAUUUUCAACGGGCGUGGACGUUAUUGAUAGAACGUUAUGAAAAUCGUCGCGUUAUGGUAGACACACAAUUAACGCUAUUGUUGUCGGCGCGCUCUCUUAAAACUGAAUCAGCUUCUGAAUUGAAGAAACUUCUCGGGGAAGUUAAAGAAGCAUUGGGGGCAUUGGAGUCGUUGGGAUGUCCGAUAAAGUAUUGGGAUAAUAUUUUGGUUUAUUUGAUUGUUCGCAAGCUCGAUUCAGAAACGGCUAAAGAUUGGGAAAAGUCCAUUAGCAGUUAUCGUGACCCUUCAACAUUCGAGGAGUUUGAGGAAUUUCUUGUUCGUAGGAUCUACACCCUUGAAGCGAUCGAAAAGCUGCCUGGAAAUAAUAAAAGAGUUACGCAAUCGUUUAAUAAAAAUUUUAAUUUCAAAUCUCACAACGCGUCAGUUCCAACUUCGGGAUGUUCGGCUUGCGGAGCUGCUCAUUACAUUGCCAGUUGCCCAGAGUAUUUAACACGGAAUGCGUCUCAAAGAACAGAUUUAAUAAUCUCACGGGGUCUCUGUUUUAAUUGUUUGGGGCCACACUUGUUUAAAAAAUGUCGAGUUUCUAAACGGUGUCGGUUCUGUAACAAGCCCCAUCAUUCCACCCUUCACGAAGCUCCUCCCGAGGCACGUAUAUUUAAUAAUAAAAACACCAAUCCACAAUCGAACUCUCCAGCGAAACAACUUCCUUCAUCAAGCCAUGUCGUGCAUUCUCAUCACCUUCAAACUUCGGUGCUCCUUGCCACGGCUUUAGUGCGGAUCAUCUCGCCCCGCGGAGAUUCGUUAAUAGUUCGCGCGUUGAUUGACCAAGGUUCGGAGGUGUCUUUCGUCGGCGAAACAUUAGUUCAACAGCUUCAUCUUCAACGGCGUUCAGCGAACGUUCCUAUAACCGGGAUCGGGUCGAAGCGUACCUGCGUUACCAACGGCGUGGUAUCGGUACGGUUGGUUUCGCGACUGAAUCCGAUCAUUUCCUUCGAAGAGGAAACUUUAAUUUUACCACAAUUAACCUCUUAUUUGCCUCAAAAGCGUUUUAAACACUUACCGAUUGAAAUGAGUGACCUGCCUUUAGCGGAUCCAGAGUUUACCUCAGAAAGAAAAAUCGACUUAAUACUGGGAGUUCAGUUUUAUUCAAAAAUAAUUCAAAACGGUGUAUUAAAGAGCAAAGACGGUCUUUUAAUUGCGCAGCAAACUGCCCUCGGUUGGGUUCUUUCCGGCGCGUUAUCUGAACAACCUUCUAAUCAUUCGAGCUCUUAUGGUUUUCAAUGUUCCAUCGACCGGGAAUUCCUCGACGUGAUGCAGCGCUUCUGGAAGCAAGAAGAUGAUACCGUCAAUAUUCCGCGUCUUUCAUCUGACGAACGCGCGUGUGAAGAGCACUUCACACAAACUCAUUCGCGACAUUCGAACGGUCGAUUUUUGGUACGGUUACCUUUUCGGAAGUCGCCUAAUGAGCUCGGAACUUCUUAUUCGGUUAAAUAUAAAAAAUUAAUUAAAAAUCCGAAGAAUGAAAUUUAUUCCGUCAUCAGGUUGUUGUUGAACUCUAGAGUUCCUUUUCGACAGUCGUAA